AUGACGGUGAUAGAGGUGUGAGUGUGUGUGAGGUGUGCCAUCAUGCAACAAGUAACCUGCGGCAGCACAUGAGAGUCGCUCACCCUGGGUGUGCUCGUCCGUGGAUGGCUGGAGUCUGUGGCACCCUCAUUGGGGGGACGUAUAUUUUAUGUGAGGUGUGUCAGGAGCAACACGUAGGAGGCAGUGGGGGUAUGGGAUUACCUCAAGGUGAGGCAGUUGAGGGCCAAGACCGCCUACGGGACUUGACCACUGUAUUGGCUCCAGAUUUGGCACCAGCUCCACUUGCCACCAUGGAAGAUGAUGGCCUGAGCAUGAAUGAAAUAGACCUGAAAUUGACAAACUAUAAUGUGAUCGCUGCUCGUUUGGGCUUGACUGAAAGACGACCCAUACCAGACCCGAUGCCAUUCCCUUGUGCUGAUCCACUGGGAGCAACUACCUUGGGUUCCAGUAUCUGUGAACCUCCUGACUCUGCUAGUGCUAGUGGUUCAGGAGCUCGACCACGAGACAACAGUGUUACUAGCGCUCCAGACCGUAGUCUCGGCGAACAAGCGGCUUCGUUAACUUCUCCUGUUGCCCGAAUCUCGGCCUUGCGUCGCACAACCCACGCUCUUAGAGUCACUAUGGCAAGAGCAGUUGUGAUGAGAGCUCUCUCCCUUCUUGCCCUCAGUGGAGGUUCGUGUGACUUGUGGGCCGGGCUAGAAGCUCUCGGGUUGUGUGAUGUUCGUCUUCUGGUUCGCUUAAUGUGGUUGGUUGCUCAAGGACGGGUUCCACUAGAUGGUUGUGCAAGAACAUGUGGUGCUGUUUUACAAGCAACAGAUGUUAAUACAAGUCUGGCUCAUCUUAGUGAUGCUAUUGGAGCUCUGGCACAGAAUGACACCGACGCUGCAAAGUUAUUAUUGCAGUUAUGUACUCAGCACUUAAUGGUAGCAGCCAUGGGGAUGUCCAGUGGGGACAUUGUUGGAGGCUCAGCAGAGGAAGAAGUGGUUGACUUGAGUCUUGGAGGAGAACGUCGGGACUCACAGACCAGUUCCAGCACACACCAGACCAGCUUCCCCGUCACCCAGGCUCUGGUGUCUCUUCUCGCUGCCAGCUCCUCACUAAUCCACCUGGCUGGGAAAGGGUCGUGUUCAAUGUUUAGAGUGGAGCAGCAACUGUUGCCUCCUCGCCUCCUGUGGUGAAGGUGGAACUAAAGUUUGGGCGCAGACGGCAAACGGCUGGACACCUGUCUACUCACUGGACUACAAGUCUCUUCCAUCAUCAGUCAAAUGGUCACCAAUUAUAAGUGGUGUGAGUGAGGGAGUAUGUGCACACAUGCUGGUGGUGGGACAUGAGGACGGUCUGGUCACGGUGUGGGUUGUACCACAGACACCUACUGCAGAGUCUUCACACUUUGAGGAGAGUGAACAACCAGAAAUAUGUUCAGCAACACUGUCUCAUAGUCCUCGCUGUCUGCUGCAACUCCGUGGUCACCAGGGCCCUGUUACCUCACUGGACAUAUCACUCUCAGGUCUUAUGCUUGCUACAGGGUGUAUGAAGAGCACCAAUGGGCUGGUGAAUGUUUGGUCUCUUCAGGAUGGCUCACUGCUCCAAACAUUAAUAGGCUCAGGGGGGAUAUCUGGCCUAGCGUGGGCAGGCCAGGCAGGACUGGCUGUCAGUCUCACUCAGUCACAGAACGUGAUGUUUAUCUCAAUGACGGAAGACCAGUUUUAUAAACUACGGGUGGUGGCAUUGUGUCGAACAAGAUUACACGUGUGGGGAAUGUCUGGGUUACACCAGGCGUCAUGUCUCAGAGCACUGCUCUGCCACCUACCGUCACUCCUUCUCUCACAAUAUCACCACGAGAGACCUUUAGUAAGCAGUGGAGAGCAACUAGUUCACAGCCGCUACCUGCAACAACUGUGUUCUCUGGCCCUUUUGCUGAGGCUGGACAGCGUCCUCUGCACCCAGCCGGCACCCAUCCACGUAGCCAACCCAGAGCCAGUUGCUGAAUGGAAUUGGCUGGACACCCUGUGUACUGCUGUUAACACUGCUGAGAGUUUAAAACACCGCACUCCUCUGCCACGUUCUUUUGUUACUCGACACUUCAAGCAGUCAGAUGACAAGGAGCAACUGAGCCUGGCAUUAGAAAACAGCAAGUGGGAUGUAGAGCAAGAUGCAGCGGUCAUGUCCUGGGCUACACAGCAGCCUGGAGACUGGCAAGUGGGGGGUAGAUGUCAAGUAUAUAUGUGGGGGAGUGGACGACAUGGGCAGCUGGCUGAAACUGGCCGCAGCACCCAGGUUCCAGUUUUGACAGAGACACUAGGAUGUGCACAGCAAGUUGUCUGUGGCCAGAACUGUACUUUUAUUGUGACAGCGAAUGGCUCAGUAUUGGCGUGUGGAGAAGGGAGCUAUGGGCGGCUUGGUCAGGGUAACUCAGAUGACCUCCACACACCCUCAGUUAUAUCCACCCUGCAAG
Homarus americanus (American lobster) is the source of this 2455-nucleotide messenger RNA. RefSeq names its product probable E3 ubiquitin-protein ligase HERC1. Gene Ontology annotation, molecular function: ubiquitin-protein transferase activity; protein binding. The record is from RefSeq and is a predicted model, not a curated record. NCBI's taxonomy places the organism in Eukaryota, Metazoa, Arthropoda, Malacostraca, Decapoda, Nephropidae.